Effrenium voratum is the source of this 1641-nucleotide messenger RNA. NCBI's taxonomy places the organism in Eukaryota, Dinophyceae, Suessiales, Symbiodiniaceae. The record is from the annotation of a GenBank genome assembly.
AUGUCUGAUCCCCAGUAUGCCGAGUGGCAGUCCGAGAGAAGGAGCAGCUCGACGUCGAUCAGCUCGCUGAGUCUAUCCAUCGACCCAGAGGACAUCGGGAAGGAACUGACACGUGGCGCUCCACUGCAUGUGGCUCUCGGUGGGUGGGGCCGGCAUUGGCGCAGUUCCCAGGAAGCGCUUUUCGCUGACAUGAGCGAGGUCAGCAAGGCAGUGGAAUACUUUGAUGACUUUCUGAGCCAUGACUGGAGAACCUCUCGAUUCCUGAAGCUGAUCGCUUUGCUGAUCUUCUUCAACUCCACGCCGGCUGCCUUGACUUCUUUGAUCGUCAGCUUUGCCGUGGGCCUGCUGCGAAUCUGCGGCAGGUUGCCAGAUGAGCUGUGGACUGUGUCCUUCUCCUUCCUCUCGUAUGUCGGGGUAUUUUGCUUCUGGCAGAGGAUUCGGAUCCUUUUUUCUCGACCCUUCAUGGUAUUCUUCGACAAGCUGUGCAUCAAUCAGUUUGAUUCCGAAGCAAAGAAGCAAGGUAUUCUCGGACUUGGAGCCUUCGUGAUGCGAUCGAAGCAGGUGUUGGUAUUGUGGUCGCCCGAAUACUUCAAUCGCUUGUGGUGCAGCUUUGAGGUUGCUUGCUUUUUGAGCAGCGUGUACAAAGGCAAGGUGGAAUUCAUAUCGGUGAAUGGGAGCUACGUGCUGUUCUUGACUUCGAUCUUGUGGCACAUCAUGAUGUGUGCGUUCUUCAUCAGCGUCUCCAUGCUGAAGCCAUCCACGCCACAUCACUGGAUCGCUAUUACGAUCUUCAUGUCGGCCUCCUCAGCGUCCCUCUUAGUAUUUCUGAACUAUUUGGGCAUAAGCCUUGCGCAACAGGUGAAACAACUUCCCGGUCAGUUGCGGAACUUCCGGGUGCAGGAGACGCAGUGCUUCUGCUGCGUGAACAAGCACCAAGACCCAGGAAGCAAACAAGAACUGGCCUGUGAUCGGGAGUUGGUCUACCAGACCUUGGCCCAGAUGUAUGGCUCGAUGCCAAACGACCCCGAGAACGCCUUGGAAAGCUUCAACCAUCGCGUUCGCGCAGCUGUUGCCAAAAAGAUCAUCCGUCGAGCGACAUUGAAGGCCCCUUUCAAGCACAUCAUGUCGGUCUGCGUUGCGAGCGUUGUGCCCUACCUUUCAGAGCUCAUGUCACGCUUGAACAAGGGGCCUAGGGAUUCUCUUUCAGGCUUCGAUCUGGCGGUUUGGUGUACGAAGACAAUCAUCAUAUGGCUCCAACCUGCUUUGUGUAUCCUGCUCGCCUAUCCAAUCUCCAUCGGCCUGUGGCAGCUAGUCGGCAGCGUGUAUGCAUCACUGUGGAUCAGCCCAGUCAUUGUUCUUGCAAUUGCAACCAACUGGGCCCCAAUUCACCUGGUCGACGUGUUGACUCCACAAAACAGUAUGCUUCCUUUUGUGCCAUUUCUGCUGGUAUUGGCAGUGGUUGUUUUGCUCUAUUCCCCCAUCCUCGACAGAUGCAAGGGGAGCGGACUGGCAGAGAGUGAUGGCCCAGCGGACAAUGAGGAUGCUGGACCCGCAGACCUUUCACUGGAGAUUGCCCCGGUGGCUGCGCAGGACCCAUCAGAUGAUGAAGAUGGUGACAAGCUUUUUACAUGGGCCUUCUGA